AUGAUCACAGCACCUGUGCAGCGGGUGAAGACCAGGUUCCCGCUCUGCCGACAGCAGCAGCACCUGUGCAGCGGGCGAAGACCGGGUUCCCGCUGUGCCGGCAGCAGCACCUGUGCAGCAGGUGAAGACCAGGUUCCCGCUGUGCCGACAGCAGCAGCAGCACCUGUGCGGUGGGUGAAGACCAGGUUCCCGCUGUGCCGACAGCAGCAGCACCUGUGCAGCGGGCGAAGACCGGGUUCCCGCUGUGCCGACAGCAGCAGCCGCACCUGUGCAGCGGGCGAAGACCAGGUUCCCGCUGUGCCGGCAGCAGCACCUGUGCAGCGGGCGAAGACCAGGUUCCCGCUGUGCCGACGGCAGCAGCCGCACCUGUGCAGCGGGCGAAGACCGGGUUCCCGCUGUGCCGACAGCAGCAGCCGCACCUGUGCAGCGGGCGAAGACCAGGUUCCCGCUGUGCCGGCAGCAGCACCUGUGCAGCGGGCGAAGACCAGGUUCCCGCUGUGCCGACGGCAGCAGCCGCAGGGAUUGCGUGUCAAUCUGCCUCCUGAUGUCCAGUCGCAAUAUCCGGUGAUGCGACUUUGGGCGGGACUUCCGGCUGGGGACAGGCGGGGUUUCUCGGUGCCGUUGCUGAGCUCUUUGGGCGUUGCUUUCUUCAGUCUGGGCAUCUACAUCCGGUCACAUGAAAUCACAAACCCUGAUGUGCCUCAGGUCUGGAAUACAGUCCUUCAGUCUCUCAGUAAACUGAAAUUCUGUCCAGCUAAAAAUGAAAGCUUGGAAGCUCUACCUGCCCUUGUUGGGCAUGGUUCUAUAAGGAGGCGACCAGACCCAGAUCCAUUAGCUUAUACCACAACAUGGCAACCUUCAACCACUGUUGUUUCUACACCGGGUGUACCAGUUAGUGUGUCUCUGCUGGUACCAAUGAGCUUUGAAUUAAAGGAACCAUUCAAAAGAUUUUAUAGCAACAUAACUCAUCUCAGGGCUGUGGUAACUGGAAAUCUGCUGGGGCUAGGAGGUUCUGAAGCAAAGGAAUUGAUUAACAUCAUGCUUAUGUCACCAUGGUUACCUGAACAUUACCUUUCACAAGUAAAUUCCACAAAUACCAAGAGUCUCCUUACCUGCAUCACAAUGACUGCAGCUGCACAUGUCCUGACCCAAGCAAGAUAUUUUCCUUCCUGUAGCUUGGAGAAUCUCACUGAUGCAUCUUUGUACCAGACCACAUUGGCGGAGAACUCAGAGAAAGCAUUUUCACAAGGUCACACUUCUGUUCAGUGCUAUGUGGCACAGUACAAACCUGAACCUAAGUUUACCGUUCUGCUGUCAGAGAAAGACCGUAUUCUUUGCAGUCAGCACUUACUGAACACCAGUUAUAUUCUAAUUCUACUGGCUCUCGUUAUCUUCUGGGUAUCUGUGGCAGCUGGGCUGAGAAAGAAGCUGAGACACAAAGCAACAAACCUACAUAAGGUCCAUCUUCUGGAAAUGUGAAAUUAGACCUGACUCUUGUCAAGAGAAAUAAAUGGAAUCUAUUAGGAAAUGGGAGAAUUUUUCAGCUUGGUAUCUUUUGUGAGUUUCUCCAAAGGGAAAUAUAUAUAAUGAUGAGGAAAAUUUCACAUUAAAUUUGUGCUGUUCCCUUGAAAAGAAUUAUUUUUGGAGCUAAUGGUAUUUGCCUUUAACAAAUGAUAUUUAUUUCUUGUGGCAUAAUUGUUCUCUAACAAUAGGUGGAAUUUUUGAACUCUGUUCAACCUGCCAGCCAACCGCCACCACCACCACUGCAUCCCACGUGCAACCAAUUGUAAGACUUAACAAAGGUUUUCUUAAAACUUCACUGUAAUAACUUACCAUUUACUUUGAAAGUGUUCAACAAUUUUCUGUUCACUAUUUUAUAAAAGGGUAGUGUCAUUGGGGUCAUGGUUUAAUCACUUGUUCAUUUGUUAACUUGGUCUGUGGGUUUGAAUGUAAGUAUUAUUAUAAGAACAUUGUUGUCCAGAAUACUGAGGGGGUCUGUUUUGAAUUCUAAGGAAUAGAUCAGAUAAUUAUUAUCUGUAAUUUGUAUAUGCCACAUGUCUGCCAAAAUAUUCAUGGACAUCAGCCUCAGGCAAGAUUGUCCUGAUUGGUGAAUAAACAUAAUGAAAUAAUA
Molecule: messenger RNA, 2131 nt
Organism: Pristis pectinata (smalltooth sawfish)
Lineage: Eukaryota; Metazoa; Chordata; Chondrichthyes; Rhinopristiformes; Pristidae
Product: transmembrane protein 248-like
Exons: 11
Coding region: 1-1479 (492 amino acids)
Source: RefSeq, a predicted model, not a curated record